This is a messenger RNA of Triticum dicoccoides, 1931 nucleotides long. RefSeq lists its product as uncharacterized. The record is from RefSeq and is a predicted model, not a curated record. The coding region runs from base 190 to 1752 and encodes 520 amino acids. Gene Ontology annotation, molecular function: protein binding. NCBI's taxonomy places the organism in Eukaryota, Viridiplantae, Streptophyta, Magnoliopsida, Poales, Poaceae. The transcript has 5 exons.
UCCUGGCCCAUAUCAAAGUAGGAGUACCUCACGUGCCCUGGCCUGCGGAAUCCGUGUUAGGUCAGUUACUUGACCCUUCCGCCGGCGCCGACGCAACCCCCCGCCUCGCCCCUGUUCGAUCCAAAUCGAGCCGUACUCGCGAGAGCGAGAUCCAAAUCGAGAUUUCUCGACCCUAGGUCUCGUCGAACCAUGGGUCAGCUGAUGCUCAAUCGGGUGAUAUCGAUGCAGCGGGAAAGUCGUCGCCUGCAAAUACAACCCCAUAAUGGAACAGCAGAUUCAAUGGUUGACAGAAAGGACUCAACCUGCAAACAAGACCAUUGUUCCCAAGGUGGUGAAAUACAAUACCCUGGGCCACAUCUUCCAGAGGAUAUUUGGUGUCAUAUAUAUUCCCUACUGCCAAUGCGAGAUGCUGCUCGAGCUGCUUGUGUGUCUCAUGCAUUUAAACGUACUUGGAGAUGCUAUCCGAACCUUGCUUUCAAUAUGAUAACAUUGGGCAUUGAUAUAGAAUCAUGUGGAGAGGACGGAAUAGCUAGAAAUUUUACCAACAAAGUUGACCACAUAUUGAAAAACCGCCCAUGCAUUGCCACCAAGACACUCGAGAUUGUUUUCCGUUACUACAAUGCCAAAGUCUGUAACAUUGAUAGCUGGUUUCAGGCUGCUGUUACACCGGGGAUUGAAGAACUCACUAUAGAACUAUCUUCAAAGUCAGGAAGAUAUUACAACUUUCCGUGGUCACUUUUAGCCAAUGAGAGUGGAAACUCGAUUCGGUAUCUAAAUCUUGCCCGUUGUGCUUUCUCUCCGACUGACGAGUUGUGCUUUAAAAGCUUGUCAAGACUCGAGCUAAGCGAUGUUGCUAUUACGGGGGACCAGUUGGGAUCCAUUCUUCACAAUUCUUUUGCUUUGCAACGGAUGCAACUAAAGUUUUGCAAUAAGAUAAUUUGCUUGAAGAUACCUUUUCAUCUACAACAGCUCAGAUAUCUGGACGUGUUUGAUGGCGGCAGCUUGCUGCGGGUUAUAGAGGUAGAAGCUCCAAACCUCUCUAAUUUCCAGUUUAUGGGUCAUCGCAAAGUACACCUAUCGUUUGGAGUAGGAUUGCAAUUCAAGAAGUUCGACUUGUACUUUCCUGGUGCUAUCAGCUAUGUUUGUGCUGAUUUUCUGUCCAGCUUGCGAUAUGUUGAAGAUCUUUCCCUAGGUUCACGUUGUGAGAUGAUUGAUACACCAGUUCUACAUAGCAAAUUCCUGCAUCUCAAGCACUUGAAUGUUGAUCUUCAAGCAAUGACAUUUUCCCCGACCUACGACUAUUGUUCUUUGAUAUCACUUUUUGAUGCUUCUCCUUUCUUGGAGACCCUUGUCAUGAAUGUGUUGCAGCAAAAGAUGUUGCACGAGUCAAUCGUGGGAGAUACAUCACAUUUGAGGCAGAUGCCAGGACACCACCAUGAUAGCCUCAAGACAGUGAAGAUCAUUGGUUUCUCCUCUGCGAAGAGCUUAGUAGAGCUAACAUGCCAUAUCAUUGAGAAUACGAGCUCACUUGAGAGCCUUACAUUGAACACCACAACAGGACAUCCUUUCGAUAGCUGUUUAACCAACAAUACUGGAAAGUGCAACCUGUUGGGCGUGGAUUUUAUGGUGGAAGUUGGUAGAGGGCUCUUGGCUAUCAGGACAUAUGUUGAGCCAAAAGUUCCCUCCGGAGUUGAGCUAAAUGUUGUGGAGCCUUGCCGCCGAUGCCAUGAUCAACCACCGCCGAUGCCAUGAUCAACCACCGCCGAUGCCAUGAUUCCUGUGUAAAAGUUCCCGCAAGUCAUCAUAAGUACCCUAUGAUUCCUGUGUAAAAGUUAAACUAGAACGUCGAGGAACCUUCUGCUGCUGCUACCCGGGUUAUAUACCCAAAACCCAAUAUUUAAUGUAACUAGUAGGCUGUGAGUUGCCAGGUA